Molecule: messenger RNA, 3072 nt
Organism: Microcebus murinus (gray mouse lemur)
Lineage: Eukaryota; Metazoa; Chordata; Mammalia; Primates; Cheirogaleidae
Gene: GTPBP2
Product: GTP binding protein 2
Biological process (GO): translational elongation
Molecular function (GO): GTPase activity; translation elongation factor activity; GTP binding
Source: RefSeq, a predicted model, not a curated record
CCCAUCCUUCUUGAAUCUCUCAUUGAGUUCUCUAGUCUCAGUUUCUGAGCAGCAGUUUCCCUGGUUUCCCUGCAGGCCUGUGCCUCUGGCUAGUGGUUGACCUCUGCAGCAUAACCUUUCCCUUGACAGCACAACUAAGAAAAGUCAUAUGUGCUUUCAACCACUGAACACCCUCAUAAUUGGCCUAGGGUCUGCUAGGCUCUUUUGCAGAUUUGGGUCCUUCUGCUUUCACUCUUUUUGUAAGAUUAUGCUAUACGUACAGCAACUACAGGAUCAGCAGACCUGCCUCCCUCCUUGUGGGCCCUGUGAGGUUGAAACCAUGGACUCCACCAAGUCUGAACCCCUGAAGGGAUCACCAGAGGCUGAAGAUGGAAACAUCGAAUAUAAACUGAAGCUGGUGAAUCCAUCCCAGUACCGCUUUGAGCACUUGGUGACACAAAUGAAGUGGCGGCUCCAGGAGGGACGCGGUGAGGCUGUCUACCAGAUUGGGGUAGAGGACAAUGGGCUGCUGGUGGGGCUGGCUGAGGAGGAGAUGCGGGCCUCCCUCAAGACCCUGCACCGAAUGGCAGAGAAGGUUGGAGCAGAUAUCACCGUUCUCCGAGAGCGAGAAGUGGAUUAUGAUAGUGACACGCCCCGGAAGAUCACUGAGGUGCUAGUACGAAAGGUCCCUGACAACCAACAGUUCCUAGACCUCCGUGUGGCCGUCCUGGGGAAUGUGGACUCAGGGAAGUCAACUCUGCUUGGAGUCCUGACCCAGGGAGAGCUGGACAAUGGGCGGGGCCGGGCUCGGCUCAACCUUUUCCGCCACCUGCAUGAGAUUCAGUCUGGCCGAACAUCCAGCAUCAGCUUCGAGAUCCUGGGCUUUAACAGCAAGGGAGAGGUGGUGAAUUACAGCGACUCACGGACAGCAGAAGAGAUCUGUGAGAGCAGCUCCAAGAUGAUCACCUUCAUCGACCUGGCAGGCCACCACAAGUACCUACACACUACCAUCUUUGGCCUCACCUCAUACUGCCCUGACUGUGCCCUGCUCCUCGUCAGUGCCAACACUGGGAUUGCUGGCACCACAAGGGAACAUCUGGGGCUGGCCUUGGCCCUGAAAGUGCCCUUUUUCAUCGUGGUCAGCAAGGUGGACCUGUGUGCCAAGACAACAGUAGAGAGGACAGUACGCCAGCUGGAGCGGGUCCUCAAGCAGCCUGGCUGCCACAAGGUCCCCAUGCUGGUCACCUCUGAGGAUGAUGCUGUCACUGCUGCCCAGCAGUUUGCCCAGUCACCCAAUGUCACCCCCAUCUUCACACUGUCCAGUGUGUCUGGAGAGAGUCUGGACCUUCUCAAAGUCUUUCUGAAUAUCCUGCCACCACUCACCAACAGCAAAGAGCAGGAAGAACUCAUGCAGCAGCUGACGGAGUUCCAGGUGGAUGAAAUCUAUACAGUACCAGAGGUGGGGACUGUUGUUGGAGGGACACUUUCCAGUGGGAUUUGCCGUGAGGGGGACCAGCUGGUGGUGGGCCCCACGGACGAUGGCUGCUUCCUGGAGCUGAGAGUGUGCAGCAUCCAGCGCAACCGCUCUGCCUGUCGUGUGCUGCGAGCUGGUCAGGCUGCUACAUUGGCCCUUGGGGACUUUGACCGUGCUCUGCUUCGCAAGGGCAUGGUGAUGGUGAGCCCCGAGAUGAAUCCUACCAUCUGCUCAGUGUUCGAGGCAGAAAUAGUCCUACUAUUCCAUGCCACCACCUUCCGACGAGGAUUCCAGGUGACUGUACACGUGGGCAACGUACGUCAGACAGCAGUGGUGGAGAAGAUCCAUGCCAAGGACAAGCUGCGGACAGGGGAGAAGGCAGUGGUACGUUUCCGCUUCUUGAAACACCCAGAGUACCUGAAGGUGGGCGCCAAACUGCUGUUCCGGGAGGGUGUCACCAAGGGCAUCGGCCAUGUCACUGAUGUGCAAGCCAUUACAGCAGGAGAGGCCCAAGCUAACAUGGGUUUCUGAGUCCUCCAGGCUUGGACAGCUCUGUUGCUGUCCCUACAAUAUAUAAGGUGACUUCCGGCCAUGCUGCCCCCACCCCACUGGCGGCUCUGUGUGUUAGUAGGCUAAGGAGAGAGGGGUGCUGUCUGCCACUUGCUCCCUGCCGCCUUUCUGGAGAGGUGCCAAGCUUGGUGUGGCCAGGGAGGGGCAGUCCUGAGGGAGAAGACAGAAUUCAGGGCAGUGCUGAGAAGCUAUGUGCCCACCUGGUUGGCUCAUCAACCCUGGCAACCCUGUGGCCUGUCUACUGGAGCUGACUGCAUCCACUGUCAAUUCCUCGGCUCCGCUAUCAGGACUGGGCAUAUUUUGUUGGUGUGGUCCCUGCACUUCAGGAAUCGUCACCACUGGGGGUGGCCCUCAAAAGCACUCCUUUUUCUAUACCUCUUCUCAAGGCCAUGUAAUUGCCCAUCUCUACCUGACUAUGGACAAAAGAUAUCUGCUCCUGGACAUGUGGUGGCCCAGGGUAUGAAGAAAUGGCACAGGGACAGUGAUGGCAGUGCUCCCACCCUGUGCUGAGGCCUGAGGCCUCUUCCUCAGCUUUAUCUCCCUUCCCUUCUUUACUCAAGGGCCAUUUUCCCAGUUCCUCCUCUCACAGGCCCCACAGGUGCUAUUUAUUGUGCUGGCCAGGCGUGGGGCUGCCAGGCUAUGGCUUGGCAUACCAAAGGUCAGCUGCAUGUCAAUCAGUCUUGUCCUCUCCUCUGCAGUCAUCUGUUGGCUUUCAUGCUGGAUCAAAUAGUACGUUUUACUUUCCCAGAACCACAGUUCCCCAUUCUCGACUCUCACCCGCCUUCCUGCUCCAACCUAAGCCCUCUCUUGUUUCAGUAAUUUGUAGUGACCAUCCCUUCCCUCUGUUGCAGGGAACCAGGAGGAAAGGGAAAGAUGUUGCCAUAUUUCCUACUCUUUAGGCAUGGACUCCCUCCUUUCCCUUUGUUAGUGUCCUGGGUUCCCAUGGACUCAGGGAUUUGUUGGUUGAGGUUUCUCUGCAUAUAUAUAUAUGUAUAUAUAUAUUUAAAUACACAUAUAUAUUGUACAGAAUAAAAAUGUUUUAUUGAAUA